Molecule: messenger RNA, 4032 nt
Organism: Stomoxys calcitrans (stable fly)
Lineage: Eukaryota; Metazoa; Arthropoda; Insecta; Diptera; Muscidae
Product: band 4.1-like protein 5
Exons: 10
Coding region: 826-3147 (773 amino acids)
Cellular component (GO): cytoskeleton
Molecular function (GO): cytoskeletal protein binding
Source: RefSeq, a predicted model, not a curated record
CCGACUAAAACCUUCAUUCACUGUUCCCCAUCGCGAACAUUUUUUAUUUCGUUUAGUUUUUUUUUUUAAAAAUUUAUAUAUUUUUAAAUGUACAUCCUCGUUACGGCAUACCUAAAUCAAAAACGGAAUCGGAGUCAAUAAAAAUUUUAAGAAAUUCGAACGAAGCUACGCAGAAAAAGCAUGUGAAAGAAUAGUGCUGGCGUUAAUUAUGAGAAAAUUCCGUCCGUCUCCCAGAAACGCGUUUUCAUGUGCCAGUGUGUUAGUAGUUGUUGUUGGUGUCAUAUUAUUGAAGUAAUCUGGGGGAGUCGUUGCUUGUUGAAUGGUUGGUAGUUGUUUUUUAUGUGUUUGUUAGCCACAACCAGAAGAAAAAAAAUCGUAAGCCAAUUUUCUAUUGCGCUACCACAGCGACAGCAAAAACAGGAUCAAGAUUAAAACUGCGGCUGCAGAAAAAUAAUUUCAAGUUUACGUACGUAUUUACAUAUAUAUUUAUGUACAUGCUCUAGCGAAUCGACGGUAGUGGAAUAGCCGAACGCUGUACUCGUCCAUCCUGGUAUUCUUGCUACGUCUGCUGGUCACAUCAUUACUUUUUGCUAUUGGGAUGAAAUAUAUGCCAGGAAAAGGUUUGCGUAAAUGUUGUACCUGCUGCCGAGACACGAGUUAUCAUCACCAACAUCAUUAGCAGCUUCACCUUUGACGUUUAAUUUUGUUUAUUGUCUUUUCGUCUCAUUGCCGUUCGCACGCAAUUAACAAUUGGUUUUUGUAUACUGUCAUACUGUCUCUUAGUGGCUGCUUGUUAUCGUCUUUUGUUAGUUAGUAUCAUUCAAUAUGUUGCGAUUCCUAAGUCGUCGUAAAACUCGCAAUAAUUACGUAGAGACAAGUUCUGGCAAUCCAAACGAUCGUAUUGACGGCAGAAGUCCCUAUGGAGCCGGAGGAGGAGAUAUCAAACCACAAAGAAUACCGGUCAAUAAGAAUAAGAUCGAUUGCCGAGUAAUACUUCUGGAUAAUACAGAUCUAUCUAUUGAGUUGUCGAAAAAGGCAAUGGGCAACUUUCUGUACGAACAAGUUUUCUACAAUUUGGAUAUUAUAGAAAAAGACUAUUUUGGUUUGCAAUUUAUGGAUGCAAACCAUGUUAAGCAUUGGCUGGAUCCAACAAAGCCCAUAAAGAAACAAGUGAAAAUUGGACCGCCAUACACAUUUCGCUUGAAAGUGAAAUUUUAUUCGUCCGAACCGAAUACUCUGCGCGAAGAACUAACACGCUACCUGUUUUUUCUUCAGCUUAAAAAUGACCUGCUGGAUGGACGGCUGGAGUGUCCCGACGAUAAGGCAACUGAACUGUGCGCCUUGGCAUUGCAAUCUGAGCUGGGAGAUUACGAUGAACAGGUGCAUACAGCAGCAACGGUAUCAGAAUUUCGAUUUGUUCCAGACCAAACAGAAGAACUGGAAAUUAACAUUUUGGAAGAGUACAAAAUGUGCCGCGGUCUCACUCCUGCUCAGGCCGAAAUGGCAUUUUUGAAUAAGGCCAAAUGGUUGGAUAUGUAUGGAGUUGAUAUGCACACAGUGUUGGGAAAAGAUGGAUGCGAAUAUCAUUUGGGUUUAACUCCAACCGGUAUAUUGGUAUUCGAGCGUGACCAAAAAAUAGGUUUAUUCUUUUGGCCGAAAAUAAGUAAACUUGACUUUAAAAAGAAAAAGCUUACGCUUAUAGUCAUCGAGGACGAUGAUGAGGGUCGAGAGCAAGAGCACACCUUUGUCUUCCGUCUGUACAACGAGAAAGCAUGUAAACAUUUGUGGAAAUGUGCAGUGGAACAUCACACGUUCUUCCGCUUGAGGGCACCUGUAAAAGGGCCAUCUGCUCGACAAAACUUCUUCCGCAUGGGUUCGCGAUUCCGAUAUUCGGGUCGGACAGAAUUUCAAGCUACCAAUCAGAGUCGAGCUCGUCGAACAGUUCAAUUUGAACGCAGACCAUCACAAAGAUUUGCCAGUCGCCAAUCACAUUUAAUGCGCGAGCGACAAAAGGCGUCACAGGAAAACGCUGCUUCAGCUUUAGCUUCUGUUAAUGCCAGAGCCGCGGCCGCUGCAGCUGCAGCUGCAGCUCCUACUUCGUCGCUGCCACCGCUACCGCUUACUCCAGAGAUCUUAAGUACAACGGUAGAUUCUAUACUAUCUACUACGACCGUGGAUAACCAGCCCACCAUCAGCAGCAUUACCCCUUCGCCAUCCAUACAAACAGUAAUUCACAAUACAACAGCGUUCGAUGAUGCCAUAUGUGGUAGUUCCAUCCAUUCUGGCUCACAAAAUAAUGCCAAUGCGUCGUUAGGUCGAAAUUCGAUUCGAUCGAUUUCGAGUGCUGACGAUCCGGCAUACAGCAAAAUAGGUUCAUUUGGCAAAGCAGCUGGAUUGACCGUUAAAUUGGAUUCCGAAAGUGCUGGUACUAAUAACAUCGCUCCAUACUCCCCAAAUAACAUCAAAAACUUCGAGGAAACAAAUCCAUUCCGUUCAAGUAUUUCACACAAUGGUUCGUUUGGAAAAGCAUCAAUACAUUCUGGCCUUAGCAUUAAGAGUGGCUUGUCGGAUAAAGACAAGGAGCUAGAUUCAUUGCUAAAAUCUAUAGUUAAAGACCCAUCCCCAUCAGUGUUAGCUACCGAAGCUAUUAACGAUGCUAACAGUAUCAGGGUUACGAUUAACAAAACAUACGACAUGGACCAUAAUACGGAGACCUUGAAGCGUCUAUCCAAUUCGGAGAAACCGAACAAUCAAGUAAAGCUAGCUAACGUGGGAGCCGGAGCCCUGCCGCCGGGGCAUAUCAAAUGUAACAUUUUAAAAGCACGAGUUGAAGAAGAGCUUGGGGCUAAUACCAAUGCCAAGCUUACAAACCAAAUGUUUGUGCCUGCAGCGUCGGCAGUGAAUAGCAAUAACAACAACAUCAGUUACAACAGCAACAUAACAAACAGCAUUGCGGGCCACAGCGAGGGACCGGACUCACUUAAUGCCACCUACAUUUCAGUGCCCUAUGUGCAAAAGCACAACAUUCACAACCAACACAACGAUGCAAUGGUCUCCCCUUGGCUGGUCUCCUCCGAAGUCGUGUCGGCUCCUAAGGGAAAGGAACCAACGAUUAUAAGAAAAUCUGUUAUUACAACACAGUUGUAAUCCGAAUUUAGUUGUACGUGUACUUUCAGCAUAGUUUACACAAUAUUUUAUCGCAUCUAUCAUAAUGUGAACCUACUUAUUUAUUCUAUGUUCGUAAAAUUGAUCCGAAGCGAUCUGCUGACCACACUGUAACCACCCUUUGGCAAACAGAAAACAAAACAAAACACCUCUAAUGGUUUAAAUCGAAAGACAAUGAAUUAAAAAUUGUAAUCUAACUUUGAAAAAGUUAAAUUAGACUGUAAGUGCCUUAAAUGCAGCUACUAAUACAUUAUAAUUAAGUACUUAAAUUGAAAUGAUUCCAAACCUAUCGAGUUGACAACCUUGAAAGACUUGAAAGCAAAUUAAACAGUUGAAAUUGUGAAAACACCAACACCACGUCCACAUCCAUCGCUAGAGGGGCAUUUAUUUUUAUGCGUAGUGUUUUUGUUUUUGUGUUUAAUGAUGAACAGCAUUCCUCUUUUCGAAUGUAUUUUUGAUUCCUUCCAUAAAAUUACUUUUAAUUUUUCUAAGUAGUUAAUAUUUUCUUCAAUAUGUGUGUUUUCUCUCUUACACCACAAGUAUGUUAUGUUUUUUUUAUAUAUAUAUAUAUUUAUAUGUGUAAUCUUAUAAUCUGUUUGUUUUUUAUUAACAAAACAGAUUCGUCUCUUCAAGUAUUAUUAUACAGCAAAACAAUCAAAACAAAACAAAAUUUUAUUUGAACCAACCAAUCAAUGUAAUCAAUGGCAAUUCUAAAGAUACCUACAUUUUUAAACGUCCAAAACAGUAACAACGACAUUUUAUAAAUAAGCAAAUAAAUGCAACAUAUCCAUAUAUUAUAGUAUACAACAACAAGAUGAAUAAACGUAUAUAGAAUGCUACAUACAAAUAAAUAUUUUACAAUUUAAA